UGACCAAGAUGGAAUUUGAGGGAAAGAAUUUCUAUUUAUAUAUACCUCUUAAUUUCCUCCAAUUUUUUUAUAUUUGUGGCCGAAUGAGGAACGCUUAGAAAGAUUCAGCAAAUAUCGCCAUCACCAAUUAAACAAAUCAUCGAGCAAAAACAAUACACAUCCCUACUAUAAUAUAUAUAAAAGCCCUAGCGUUACGCGUAGGCGUAGCAUUUAUAACGACCGCAGAGAAAAUUAGCAGCAGCAGCAGGCUCCGUCGAAGAGAUGGAGAGUUUCUUGAAGAAGAACUUCGAUUUGCCGCCGAAAAAUCCAUCGGAGGAAGCUCAGCGUCGAUGGAGGAACGCCGUCGGCAAAAUCGUCAAGAAUCCGACGAGGAGGUUUCGGAUGGUUCCCGAUCUCGAUAAGAGAUCCGAGGCCGAAGCCAAGAGGAAAAAAAUCCAGGAAAAAAUUCGGGUUGCCCUCUACGUGCAAAAGGCAGCCCUGACAUUCAUCGACGCUUUUAAGAAAAUUGAAUACCAGAUACCAGAAGCAGCAAAAGCAGCUGGGUUUUCUCUUAGUCCUGAUGAAUUGGCGUCCAUUGCACGUGGUCAUGAUAUCAAGAGCUUGAAGGUUCAUGGAGGAGUUGACGAGAUAUCUAGAAAAGUAUCUGUAUCACCGGAUGACGGUGUCAAUUCUAGUGAUCUUUCACUCAGACAGGAAAUCUAUGGACCCAAUCGAUAUGUUGAGAAGCCAUCGAGAAGUUUUUGGAUGUUUGUCUGGGAUGCUUUUCAAGACUUGACUUUAAUUAUUCUUAUGGUAUGUGCUGUCAUUUCUAUAGGGGUUGGGCUUGGCACUGAAGGAUGGCCUAAGGGUAUGUAUGAUGGGGUGGGUAUUCUACUCAGUAUCUUCUUGGUAGUCAUUGUCACGGCAGUCAGUGACUACAAGCAAUCUUUGCAAUUUAAGGACUUAGAUAAAGAAAAGAAGAAGAUUUUCAUUCAAGUAACUAGGGAUGGCUAUAGACAGAAAGUCUCUAUAUAUGACUUGGUCGUUGGAGACAUAGUUCAUCUUUCAAUAGGAGAUAAGGUGCCAGCUGAUGGGCUAUACCUAUCUGGAUACUCCCUUUUAAUAGAUGAAUCGAGCUUAUCUGGAGAAAGUGAACCAGUAUAUAUUUCUCAAGAUAAACCUUUUCUUCUGGCUGGGACCAAGGUUCAGGAUGGAUCUGCUAAAAUGAUAGUAACUGCUGUAGGUAUGAGGACUGAAUGGGGAAGGUUAAUGGAGACUCUUAGUCAAGGAGGAGAGGAUGAAACACCAUUGCAGGUUAAGCUAAAUGGUGUUGCAACUAUUAUCGGAAAGAUUGGUUUAGCUUUUGCUUCAUUAACGUUUCUUGUCCUGUUAGUGAGGUUCUUAGUUGACAAAGCAACGCAUGUCGGCUUGCUGAACUGGUAUUCAGAUGAUGCAUUGACUAUAUUGGAUUAUUUUGCAAUUUCAGUUACUAUAAUUGUCGUUGCAGUUCCUGAAGGUCUACCUCUUGCUGUGACAUUGAGUCUUGCAUUUGCAAUGAAGAAGCUAAUGGAUGACAAAGCCCUUGUAAGGCAUCUAUCUGCUUGCGAAACUAUGGGAUCUUCUGAAUGCAUUUGUACAGAUAAAACGGGGACUCUGACAACUAACCACAUGGUAGUUGAUAAGGUAUGGAUCUGCAACGAGUCCAAAUCUUUCAAGGCAAAAGAGACUGCUAAUGAUCUAAAGGCCACAGUGUCGGAAGAAGUUCUAAGCACCCUAUUGCAGUGCAUAUUUCAAAACUCUGGUUCUGAGGUGGUGAGAGGAAAAGAUGGUAAGCCUACUAUUUUGGGUACCCCUACAGAAACAGCACUAUUAGAGUUUGGCUUGGAUUUGGAAGGAGUUGUUGGUACUCAGCAUCAGGAUAGUACAAAGUUGAAGGUGGAACCAUUCAAUUCAGUCAAAAAGAAGAUGUCUGUACUUGUGUCAUUGCCUUUUGGAGGAGUCAGAGCUUUCUGCAAAGGUGCUUCUGAAAUUGUCUUGCAGAUGUGCGACAAGGUUUUUGAUGGUAAUGGAAAUGCUGUACCUUUAUCUGAAGAACAGUCAAAAGAUAUCCUGGAUGUCAUUAAUGGAUUUGCCUGUGAAGCUUUAAGAACCCUUUGCUUGGCAGUUAAGGAGAUGGAUAAUGAAUACAGUGAAGAUGAAAUUCCAGCCGAUGGUUACACACUGAUUGCUGUUUUUGGUAUCAAAGAUCCAGUACGGCCCGGUGUCAAGGAUGCGGUGGAGGCUUGUCUUGCUGCAGGUAUUAAAGUCAGGAUGGUGACAGGAGACAAUAUUAACACGGCUAAAGCUAUAGCAAGGGAGUGCGGCAUAUUGACAGAUGACGGUUUAGCGAUAGAAGGACCAGAUUUUCGAAGCAAAAGCCCAGAGGAGAUGAGGGAAAUAAUACCGAAACUUCAGGUUAUGGCCCGAUCAUUGCCUUUGGAUAAACAUACCCUUGUGACUAACUUGAGGAAUAUGUUUAACCAAGUUGUCGCUGUUACUGGUGAUGGAACUAACGAUGCUCCUGCUUUGCAUGAAGCGGAUAUUGGCCUUGCAAUGGGUAUUGCAGGCACUGAGGUUGCAAAAGAGAAUGCUGAUGUCAUUGUAUUGGAUGAUAACUUCACAACCAUUAUCAAUGUAGCCAAAUGGGGUCGUGCCGUUUACAUCAACAUCCAAAAGUUUGUUCAGUUCCAGUUGACUGUCAAUAUUGUUGCUUUAAUGGUCAAUUUUGUUUCAGCAUGCAUCACAGGAACUGCCCCUCUUACUGCUGUGCAGCUACUCUGGGUCAAUAUGAUUAUGGAUACACUUGGUGCCUUGGCCUUAGCAACAGAGCCUCCAAAUGAUGAGAUGAUGAAAAGACCACCAGUAGGGCGAGGAGAGAAUUUUAUCACAAAGUCCAUGUGGAGAAAUAUCAUUGGGCAGAGUGUAUAUCAGUUAGCUGUACUUGGAGUUCUCAUGUUUGAUGGGAAACGCCUUCUGAAACUUAGCGGUCCAGAUGCUGAUGCUGUAAACAAUACGUUCUUAUUCAACACAUUUGUUUUCUGUCAGGUCUUCAAUGAAAUAAACAGUCGGGAGAUGGAGAAAAUCAAUGUGUUCCGAGGGAUAUUUGGCAGCUGGAUCUUUGCUGCUGUCUUGGUUUCAACCGUCAUAUUCCAAGCAAUAAUAGUGGAAUUCCUUGGCGCUUUUGCAAGCACGGUACCUCUUAGCUGGCAAUUGUGGUUACUUUGCAUUGCUAUUGGAUCAAUAAGCAUGAUCGUAUCCGUUAUCUUGAAAUGCAUCCCCGUUGGAUCUUUUCAUCUACCGACAGGUCCGGCACCUGAUCAGAAUGGUUAUCAGCCACUACCUAGCGGUCCUGAAGCAGUUUAAAAGCUGUUUUAUUCUUAUUUUGUUGUUCGCUAGGAGAUCAGUUGCCACUUCAACUUCUAAGCAUAUUGAGAACACGGGACACCAGAGCCUCCUAAAAAAACAGCUGGCAUCGUGUUCAUGUCACGGAACUCUUUUUCCCGCAAAAUUUAGUUCCUUUUUUUUUCCCGCUUGAUGUCUAGGUAGGUCAGAGUGGUGGUUUGGAUAAUGUAUGUGAAGCCAUUCUGUUGACGUCCAGCUCUGGUGGCUGGAGACUUUAUUUUUGUGAAGGAUAAUGAUAACAACUGAAAACAGAUAACUUUAUUUUGGAUGGUGUACAUUUUGAUUUCCCUUUUUGAUAAAGCCAUGGGCGGUGGAGGAGGUGCGAGAAGUUAUUUGAUUUUGCCUUUGUAGUCAUUGUAAUAGAGGUAGCCACUUCUGCUCGAUCCAACUCUAAUAGAUGUCUGUGAUCUCA
This is a messenger RNA of Asparagus officinalis (garden asparagus), 3832 nucleotides long. Its product is annotated as probable calcium-transporting ATPase 5, plasma membrane-type. Gene Ontology annotation, molecular function: P-type calcium transporter activity; ATP hydrolysis activity; ATP binding. Bases 262 to 3381 code for a protein of 1039 amino acids. Gene Ontology annotation, biological process: calcium ion transmembrane transport. Gene Ontology annotation, cellular component: intracellular membrane-bounded organelle; membrane. The record is from RefSeq and is a predicted model, not a curated record. The transcript is spliced from 7 exons. NCBI's taxonomy places the organism in Eukaryota, Viridiplantae, Streptophyta, Magnoliopsida, Asparagales, Asparagaceae.